Leucoraja erinaceus (little skate) is the source of this 4478-nucleotide messenger RNA. RefSeq names its product zinc finger protein 512B (gene znf512b). The transcript is spliced from 16 exons. The record is from RefSeq and is a predicted model, not a curated record. Gene Ontology annotation, molecular function: zinc ion binding. The coding region runs from base 251 to 2272 and encodes 673 amino acids. Lineage: Eukaryota; Metazoa; Chordata; Chondrichthyes; Rajiformes; Rajidae.
CACUUGAGAUGGAAAUAUGCAAUCUGCCGAAUGCUGCCGCCAAGAAAAAUAAGAGCGGGGGAGCAGGGAUUUGGAUUUGGUUGAUUUGCUGUUUGUGGAGAUUCGUGCAACAUUAAACAGCAACGCGAGAGUUGGAAACUUACCUCCUCACUGUACAACUGUCAAAGGACAAGUGGAACCGCGCAUGACCCGGGAAUAGACUCUACUGUAAGGCCUUGCAAGAUAAUAAUCUAAAGAGAAAACUGAAGAAAUGGCAGCUCCUGGCCAGGUGGGGAAAGUCCGUGGAAGUAAAGGACGGAAUGACCGAGCGCUUGGUGAUCACGGUAAAACUGCGGCAACCAGAAUAAAAACAUCUGCUCACACCGCCACAUAUGGACAUAGUGCAAAAGUGCCAAACAGAUGGAAGGGAAGGCACAAAGCUGAGGACAACGAUCUUAAGGAACUCCCAGUCAUCGACGCAAAGAAAUAUAGCCACCACUGCCUGCAGUGUGAAGCCUCAUUUGUAUCGAAGUCCCAACUGGAAAAGCAUAUUCAGUGGAAACAUGCAGAAAGAACGCAGGCAGCAGUGGAUGUGAAAGUUGUAAAAACAGUUGGUCGAGGUCGAGGUAGAAAAAGGGCAACUGAAAAUGCAGAAACCUCGCCGAAGAAGUGCAAGAAGAAGAAGAGAGAUUUAAGUCGGCCCUCUGAGAAUGGGGAAUGUUCGCCGCAGAGCAGAAACAACAGCGUAACUAAAGCCACAAACGCUCAAGAUGCUCUGGUGUCUAAUGAGCCGAACAAAAGCAAGAAACAGAUAUUAUUGCCAGAGGAAGACCCAGAGCGAACAAAACACAGAAGGAAACAGAAGACACCUAAGAAGUUUACAGGAGAACAGCCAUCCAUAUCCGGCACUUUUGGACUGAAAGGCCUGUCAAAAUCAGAUGACAAGAGAAGGGGAAAAGGCAAGAAGAAAAAUAAGAGCUCAUGCACUGAAGAUGUGCAACAAAAACCUGUGGGAGUCCAUGUAAAAAAAGAACCUGUCACGCAUUUACCAGGUAGCCAGGAAGAAAAGUGGCAUCAGGAGAUUACAGAGAAAGGAGCGAUCAUCUGUCCUAACUGUGUGACUGUGCACCGAAAGACUGUGGCAGGUUUGAAGAAGCACCUGGAAAUUUGCAAGGAGUUGCAGGAUGCAUUGAAAUGCCAACAUUGCGGCAAGCAGUUUAAAUCUAAAGCUGGUCUGAAGUAUCACAUGCUGGCAGAACACAACAAUAAACCUGUGAUGAACACAGAGAAGUUACUGGAUGAACAGCAGGAACGUGACAGACUCCGAAGUGUUCUGAAACAAAUGGGAAAACUGAAAUGCCCCAAUGAGGGAUGUACAACAACAUUUACCAGCCUAAUGGGCUACCAAUAUCAUCUAAAAAGAUGUGGGAAGGAACCGCAAGAUAUUGAAAAAGCUGUUUUCAUUUGUGAGCAUUGUGAGAAAGAAUACAAAUCAAAGGCUGGUCACGACAAUCAUGUAAAAUGUGAACAUACAGAGGUAACUGAUGAUUCUGAUCACAAGUCGGUUGAUGAAGAGUUGGAGAAUUCAUUUGAGAAGACUCCGAGUGGGCGUAUUCGCCGAAGAUCUGCACAAGUGGCUGUCUUCCAUCUCCAAGAAAUUGCCGAGGAUGAGCUGUCAAAACUUUGGACUAGAAGAAGAAAUAAAGAUGACCUAGUCCCGGACAUCAAGCGACUUAAGUACACCCGUCCUGGAUUCCCCACGUUCAACCCCACACAACUGGAAAGUUGGAAAAAUGAAGUCAAAGAAAAUGGUCAGAUCUGCUGCCCAAAUAACCAUUGUGAAGCAAUUUACUCAAGUUUUUCUGGACUGAAGGCUCAUCUAGCAACAUGUACUAAGGGCGAGCACCUGGUCGGGAAAUACAGAUGUUUGAUUUGCCAGAAGGAGUUUAGCUCGGAAAGUGGAGUGAAAUAUCACAUCAACAAUUCACACUCUGAGAACUGGUUUAGGGCCUCUGCAGAAAUCCAACAGAGGAGCAGAAGAGAACUGAAGGUUGCAAACUCGGAGAGGAAGGAACCCUCGUCAGUCAAGAAGAGGGGUCGCAAGCCCAAGGAGAAAACGUUGGAGCUUUCGAGAAGGGACAAGGAGAUUGGGGGAGCACAGACCACGACAGAUCACACCACCAGCCAGUGCGCCCCAGGUCUGAAGAGCAAUAGCAAAGUGAAACGGAGGAACACCUUACCCAGCAGCAAAAAAGGAAGAUGCAAGGAGGAGCACAAUGAAUGUACACAUUAAGGUACAGCUUCACUACUCUGGGGACAUGUUCGCCCGGCCUCCAAGUACGAUAAAUGAAGAAUGAUAAAUUAAUAUAAGAUAGCACUACCUAACAAGUAGUACGAUAUAUUACGCACCUGCAUUUGGGCCCAGACAGGAUGAGUGUCUUUGCAGAGAAAUGCCACUCCUUGCAUCUAGGUUAAAAAUGAAUGGAGAAAUAAUCCAUAAGUCGUUUUAGCACAAAGGGUUAUAUGGCUAUUUAAUACUGCUUUGUUACUAUAUACUGCUCUAUGAAUUAAUAGUUUAUCAUUUUUUUUAAUAAAGUAGGCACUAUUACGGGGCAAAAGGUGUUAAAUACAAAAAAAAGAGAUUUGUUACGCUUUUUAACAAUAUUAAAAAUGUUGGUUUAUAGCUAGUAUUGGAUUGCACAUUGAUCAAAUUGGUUAUUUAUUUAUAUCGGUGAAAUUCUUUUUAUUAUUUAAACAGACAAAUUUAAUAAUUAAACUGCAAUCCAAGUCUAUUAGUUUAUAUUUCUAAUUAUUUAUCAAUAUAAACUAAUGUUUUUAUAUAGAACUAUAGAACCAAGGCUGUGUAUAUAUUUCCAAAAAAUAACUAUUAUAAAUGAUAUAAUAUACAUAUAUAUAAUAAAUGGUGGGACUGAAGGUGGUAGGGGUAAUUUUUAUAGGCAGGUGCAUGAUUUUCAUAUCAAUAAUUGUGGGCAGCUUCCUUAAGGGCAACGUGUAUAGUCAAAUUAAUCCUUGAAUAUGGUGAAUGUGACUUCUUAUUUCUAGGUUCAGUGCAUUGGAAUUACUGCAGAAUGCCUUAUUUCAUAGGCUCAUUAUUUUCGAAUGAUUUAGCGCCCGGUUUCAGGGUCUAGUAAUUGAAGGAUGACGUGCAGACCUAUCCAAGAAUCCAUAGAAACAUAGAAAACAGGUGCAGGAGUAGGCCAUUCGGCCCUUCGAGCCUGCACCGCCAUUCAAUAUGAUCAUGGCUGAUCAUCCAAAUCAAUAUCCCAUAGCUGUCUUCUCUCCAUACCCCCUAAUCCCUUUAGCCACAAGGGCCACAUCUAACUCCCUCUUAAAUAUAGCCAAUGAACUGUGGCCUCAACUACCUUCUGUGGCAGAGAAUUCCACAGAUUCACCACUCUCUGUGUGAAAAAUGAUUUUCUCAUCUCGGUCCUAAAAGACUUCCUUCCCCCUUAUCCUUAAACUGUGACCCCUUGUUCUGGAGGUCCAAGGUAGGAAGGUAGAGUUGCUGCCUUACAGCACCACAGACCCGGGUUCGAUCCUGACCACGGGCGCUGUCGGUACGGAGUUUGUACGUUCUCCCUCGUGACCUGCGUGGGUUUCCUCCAGGUGUUCCGGUUUCCUCCCACACUCCACAAAGAGUACAGGUUUGCAGGUUAAUUGGCUUGGUGUAAAUGUAAAUUGUCCCUCGUGUGUAGGUUAGUGUUCGUGUGCGGGGAUCGCUGGUCGGCGCGGACUCAGUGGACUGUAGGGCUUGUUUCCGCGCUGUAUCUGGAAACUAAACUAAACUUUGAUGAUGCCUCAGCACCGGCGAAGGCACAUUUGUAUAAACAGCAGAAACAAGGAACUGCAGAUGCUGGUUUAUACCAAAGAUAGAUACAAAGUGCUAGAGUAACAGCGGGUCAGGCAACACAUAAAGGACGGGUGUUGUUUCAGGUCAGGACCCUUCUUCAAAUUGAAAUUGAAACUUCAAAUUGAUGAAGGGUCCCGACUCGAAACAUCACCCGUCCUUUUUCUCCAGAGGUGCUGCCUGUUACUCCAGCACUUUGUGUCUACCUUAGGCACAUUUGUGUGUUGAGUUAAUGAAGGAAAUACACCAUCUGAUAUUUUCUGUAAUUAACCUUGGCGCAUUGUAAAACAGACAGGCUAACAAUGUCUUGCCAGAGAUUUUAAAUAAACAGGAGAAAUCUUGUUCACUGCUGUUCAACUACACUUGCCCUAUCUGCACUAAUUCCCCUUCCACUAUCUUCAUCCCAGUGUAUGCACUGUAGAAUAGACACCAACAAAUAUCUAAGGUAGACAAAAAUGCUGGAGAAACUCAGCUGGUGAGGCAGCAUCGAUGGAGCGAAGGAAUAGGUGACGUUUUGGGUCGAGACCCUUCUUCAGACUGAUGUGGAGGUGUGGGGGGGGGGGGGGGGGGGGAAGAAGAAAGGAAGAGGCGGAGACAGUGGGCUGUGGGAGAGCUGGGAAGGGGAGGGGAA